AGGAGUUUUUCACGAAAAGUACAGCCGAGCCAAGAAGGACGAAAAAAACAUACAUUACAAUAAAACCUCAUCGUAUCGGGAAUUAACCCCACCACCAGCUUCUUAUGAUGGCAACUCCUCAAAGAAAAGCAGGAAAUCUCUUAAAAACGGAGGGCGACUCGACAGAGGUGAGUAAAAGUUAGUGAUAAAUCUGUGGGCUCAAGCCUGCAACAAGUUAGCCUUACUUAUCGGUCUACCAAACAAAACAGCUGAUUAAAUAUAAAUGUACAAACCAUUUGCGCACUGUCUUGCAACAAAUAAAUGAAAUGUAAAAACAUAUUAAAGGGAUAUUCCGGCGUAAAGUUAAUUUAGGGUCAAACACACCGUAAUACCGAGUUAGACACCCCCUCGAGAGAUGAAUGUUGUCGACCGCUUGCUUCUCUAGUUAUACCAACUUUAUUUAGGAACACACGAUAGCAAUACACAAUGGUCUAUGGCUCCACACACAAACCUCAACCAAAAAGCCACUCUAUAGCCACAAAUAAUGCUCAGAACAGCACCUUACUUCAUCAACAGUACAUAUAGGGUCCCAGCCAUAGCACUAACCACCAAACCUCUUUUUAACUUUGCCUAAUUUCUUCAGCAAAGAGACUAAACACAACUCACCUACUCUCUUCCAGCAGCUCCUUGUGAGACCUCAGGCCAGUCCAUUACGAACUACAGCGGGGUGACACAGCUCAAGGAAGAGCAUUUAUGAUCUUUACUUUAUCAUUUCAUUGAAGUAAUAAUCACCAUAUUAAUCAUUUUUGCACUGCAGGCGCAGUAGUUCUUCUGCCUUAGUGUCUCGGUCUGAUUGCAUUUCCAUGAAGAAAUGAUCAUACAUGUUCUUCCUUGAGCUGCGUCGCGCUGCUGUGGUGACACAUGGACUGGCCUGACAUCUCGCUACAAACAAGCAGCUGCUGGAAGAGAGUAGGUGAGUCGUGUUCAGUCUCUUUGCUAAUGAAAUUAGGCAAAGUUAAAAGAUGUUUGGUGGCUAGUGCUAUGGCUGGGACCCUAUAUGAACUGUUGAUGAAGUUAGGUGCUGUUCUGAGCAUUAUUUGUGGCGAUAGAGUGGCGUUUUGGUUGAGGUUUGUGUAUGGCUCCUCAGACCGCUGUGUAUUGCUAUCGUGCGGUCAUUUCAAAAGUUGGUUUAACUAGAGGAGCAAGCGGUCGGCAACAUUCAUCUCUCGAGGGGGGGUCUAACUUGGUGUUACAGUAUGUUUGACCCUAAAUUAAUUUUACAUUUGAAUAUCCCUUUAAGUUGUUUAAACACUUUGUAAUGUCAGUUAUGAACACCCCCCCAAUUUAGCCCUAGUCCCACACAGCAUCAUUAUGCCAUGAAGCUGCAGGUGCCCAUUUUUUAACAUUGGUCUCUUGCCUGUUUUCAGCACUUGGACGAUUUUCAGAGGACACUGGGAAAACUACGAAGCCUCUCCGCAGAAGAUUCAACAGAGACUGGGAUGCUGCGGUCCAGACUAGAUGAACAGUCAAGUCUGAUCAGCAUGCUGAAGCACAGAGCAGAUGAGCUGCUUCUUCGAUGUGAAGCCCUUCAAAAAAUCAACCAAGAGCUGGAGUGCUGCAUGAAAGAUUGCCAGACAGAGCUGGAGAACAAAAGGAAGAAGGCAGAUCUAACAGAGAAGAGAUUUAUGGAUUUAUCAAGCAACAAUCAAGCAAUUAUUACUUUCAUGGAUGAGUACAAAAAGCAAAACGGCCUUCUGAAGCAGGAAAACAAAAAGCUACAGGCUGAAAAUGACACACUCUUCUCUCAGCAGUUACAAGAUAAAGACACGCUUGUUCAAAAGCUAAUGCAAGAUAUCAAACUGCUGACAGAGAAACACACAAAUAAAGAGAAUGAAUACCGGUAAGACAAUAAUUGUGAGUUUAACAGUAAAUAUUUUUUAACUCCUAAGCAGUAUAUCCAGUUUAAUUACCAACUCACUGACUCCAGUUACAGUUGCAUAAGGAUUUGCCGUUUGUGUGUUAUUCCAAAUUUGUUUCAGCUGUUAAACUAUUAGUAAUGUCACUUAAAGUGCCAGGUUUUAGCAUGUUAAAGAAGUUUAGAUCCCCCUUUGCAAAUUGUAAUCAGCGAAUGUAUGAAAAUUUGAAUAACCACAGGUCGCAGCCCAAGUUUUCCUUCUUCUGUAGCACUGACAACUUCAAUUCUGUAAACUCUAUGUUGAAGGGAGAAACUAGCAGAGUGCCAGUCAAAUCUCCAAGAACAAGCAAGCCAGCACCAGGCCAAAGAGGCAAUGCUACUUGCUCAACUGCAUGACGCUCAGCAACAGCAAAGAGACACUGCUGACCAGUGUGAAGGUGAGAAGUCAACAGUUUUCUCUGUUGGACAGUAAAAAAUGGCAGAUGUUGGUUCAUUUCUUCCCUUUUAUUAUGAUUAGACCUCAAGCUGAAGCUACAGAAGACUGAAGAAGAGCUUACUCAGAGAGAAAUCCAAAUGAAAGAAAGUAUAACAAGCCUCAACAAAGAGAAGGACAAAUUAUUAAACCUGUCCAUGGAAAGAGGAAAACUGAUACAGGUGAUCUAAAUCACUGUUCUCUCCAGAAUACCAAGCCAAAGCAGAUAAACCCUUACUGAGCACCACGAUUUGUCUCAUGUACAGGAGAAGCAAGAGGAAAUCCACCAGCUAGGGUUGAAAUUGAAAGAGGAGAAAAAGACCAGGGCCAAAGCAGAGGACAGGUAAGUAUACACUAUGUACAACUGCUAAGAAAAAUGUCCAUGAGUAUGAUCAGUCUGCUUGUAUUUGUCUCUGAUGCUGCUGCAGGUUUCAGAAGGACGCAGAAACUGUUAAUGCAGAUUUAAAAGUGAAGUCUCUCCAGUCUGCUCUGAAUGAAGCCACAACUAAAUACUGCCAGUUCAAAAAAGUUGGUUGAAUUUCACAGUAAUUGAUACUGUAUUUGACCCACAUACAACUGAAAAUAUAAUGAAUAUAUUUUGUUCUUUUGUUUAUUCUAAGGAUUUUGAAGCCUACAAGGAGCACAGCAGCAACCUUCUGAUACAAGAAAGGGAGUUAAACAAGAAACUUCGCCACUUGACGGGCUAAACUCCAGCAUAGUGAGAUAUUUUUUAUGAAAGCAAAUAUUUUUUAUUUAAAUGUAUCUGCCCUGACCUGCUCACACUCAUGUUGAUAUAUCAUGACAAUGAAUAUCACUGUUUAUUUUAAUCUUUAAUAUUUUCCCUCUGAGAGAAAUAAAUUCACAAUAACAUACUUUACAUGAGGUUAGAAGUACCACACAUAGAAAAUUCACUGUACAAACAUUUAUGUUGUAAAAUCUUAGAAAGAAAUCACUUAAGAGUGUUCUUCUGCAAGUUUCUCAGCUUUUUGGACAACUUCUUCAAUUGGACCCACCAUGUAAAAAGCUUGUUCUGGCAGGGCAUCAUAUUCACCUGGAACACAGAAAAGUAUAUUUUAAUGCCCACAAGGCUCCUCACAUAAGUAAUAGUUUUUGUUUUUAAAGUUGGUGCAACACCCUACCUCCCAGAAUGCUCUGGAAGCCUUUGAUUGUUUCCUUCAGAGGGACCAGUUUCCCCAAGUGACCAGUGAAGACCUCUGCUACCUGGAAGGGCUGUGACAAGAAACGCUGGAUCUUACGAGCACGAGCUACAGUUAGCUUGUCUUCCUCGGACAGUUCAUCCAUACCAAGAAUGGCAAUGAUGUCCUGCAGUGACUUAUAGUCCUAAAAAGAGAAGAAAAAAGGGGGAAAUUGUGUAUUAGUUCAAUUUUUAGAUUAGUAAAAUUGUUGACAGCCACUCCGAAUUUGUAAAAUCCAACACUAGGCUUGCCUGAAGAAUCUUCUGCACACCACGUGCAACAUCAUAGUGUUCAGACCCCACAAUAUUAGGGUCCAUGAUACGAGAGGUGGAAUCCAGGGGGUCCACAGCAGGAUAGAUUCCAAGCUCAGCAAUAGCUCUGGACAGCACCGUUGUUGCAUCCAAGUGAGCAAAAGUUGUAGCAGGAGCGGGGUCUGUUAAAUCAUCAGCUGGUACAUAGAUGGCCUGUAGCAAACAGAGCAUGGGUAGUGAGAAUAAACUAGAAAAACAAGGCUGUGCUGACUCUGGGAUAGGUUAUUUUGUCCUCUCACUUGUACUGAGGUGAUGGAGCCCUUCUUGGUGGUGGUAAUUCUCUCCUGCAUUGUCCCCAUAUCAGUGGCCAGGGUGGGCUGGUAACCCACAGCAGAGGGGAUACGACCUAACAAAGCAGACACCUGAAAGAUAACAAAACCCAGACAUAAGAGCAGAAAAAGCAUUAUUUUGUACAUGUUAAUGAACAAUGACAAAAUCUACUGCUCACUUCAGAUCCAGCUUGGGUAAACCUGAAGAUGUUGUCAAUAAAAAGAAGUACAUCCUGGCCCUCCUGAUCACGGAAGUAUUCAGCAACAGUCAAACCAGUUAGAGCGACUCUGGCACGGGCACCUGGAGGCUCAUUCAUUUGGCCGUACACCAGAGCUACCUAAAAAAUCCAGACAAGGAUGAUUUCUUUGCACUAAAUUUAUCAACACAGUUCAAAUCAUUAAAAAGGCAAAGAGAGUCUACUUUUGUUUUUAAAACCAAGUAGGUCAUUUUGGGUGUUACCUUUGAGGUGGUGUCUUUAAGGUUAAUGACGCCAGACUCAAUCAUUUCAUGGUACAAGUCAUUUCCUUCACGGGUUCGCUCGCCCACUCCAGCAAACACUGAGUAACCACCAUGAGCCUUGGCCACAUUAUUGAUCAGCUCCAUAAUCAACACAGUCUUGCCAACACCAGCACCGCCAAACAGGCCUAAAAGAACGCAACGAUUAAUUUCAAAGCAAUUGCUAAUGCCGAAUAUCAUGAAAUCUAAGGUGUCACACAGUCCACCAACCAAUCUUUCCGCCCUUAGCGUAGGGUGCCAGCAGAUCUACCACUUUGAUACCAGUGACCAGGAUCUCCUGCUCCACACUCAUGUCUGUGAACUCAGGGGCUUCAGCGUGGAUAGGAGCAGUCCUGCAAGACAAUAAAUAUACUGCUUAGACAGCGACAUGCUUGGGAUUAUUUUUCUUACUGUAAACAAAUUCUAUAGAGAGCCAGGGUAGUCAAUUGUAACUGUACAUUUUAUUCUAUUUUCUGAAAACAGCACAAUGUUUUGUUUUUUUUCAUGUUGAUAUCAGUCAUGAGCCAAGAUUUGUUGACAUGAAGAAAAACAUAACCGAAGCA
Messenger RNA from Xyrichtys novacula (pearly razorfish), 5201 nucleotides. NCBI's taxonomy places the organism in Eukaryota, Metazoa, Chordata, Actinopteri, Labriformes, Labridae. The record is from the annotation of a GenBank genome assembly.